This is a messenger RNA of Trichogramma pretiosum, 1285 nucleotides long. Its product is annotated as hemolymph lipopolysaccharide-binding protein-like. The record is from RefSeq and is a predicted model, not a curated record. Bases 330 to 1022 code for a protein of 230 amino acids. The transcript has 3 exons. NCBI's taxonomy places the organism in Eukaryota, Metazoa, Arthropoda, Insecta, Hymenoptera, Trichogrammatidae.
AUAUUUAUUUUUUUAUUUUUUUUCUUCUUUCUUGCUUGCUUGCUUGCUUGUGCUCGAGGAUCGAUCGUGAUAAUUUUAUUCGGUUUUCAUUAAAGCCUCGUUAACGGGCGUGGAGUGCUCUGUGCUGUUCUCUCGUUGGAAGCGCGUUGAUUGUUUUUCAAUAAAUAAACUGCAACCGAUCGCGUUUGUUCGUCUGCCACGUUGAAAAAAAACACUCGAGUUAUUCCAAGAGUUCUCGUUGGCAAAGUUCAUCGAUACUUUCCGCAGUCUUAUUUUUGAUCGGAAAUUUUCAAAUAAUUUACUCCAAGUAUGAAGGAACGCAACGUACAAUGAUGCUGAUCCAAGCCUCGAUCGUUCUCGCGUGCGCUCUGCUGGCCCGGUCGAGUCCCACGACCACCGAGGCCGCAUCGUCGUCGUCGUCCCCGGCGCCCAGCACCGAGAUAAAUCUCUGCCCCUGUGGAGGAGGUUACGGCAACAGUAGCAGCAGCAGCAGCAGCAGUUCGGCCGCCACGACCCCCGCGACCCCCGUGAUCCACGGCAUGACCUGCAUGUGCCACUCGAGUCCGGCGCACGCCAGCCACAUGCGCGACGACUACAAGUACAGUCCGGGCGUCGGGGCGCACAAGCUGCACACGAGGGCCGCCACCUGGAACGAGGCGCGCAAACUCUGCAACGAGGAGGGCGGCCAUCUGGCCAUCAUCAACUCGCUCGUCGAGGCUCACGUGAUGCGCGACAUAUUUCAAAAUUCCGGCCCCGUGAAGGGUGCCUCGUACGCCGACUUGGCCUACGUCGGUAUUCACGAUCUUUACAAGGAGGGAGAAUGGGUCAGCGUACUCGGCGAGUCGCUCUACAAGACCGGCUACACAGCCUGGUCGGACAAAUGGGGCGGACAGCCCGACAAUGGAGGUGGCAAUCAGAAUUGCGGCGCAUUCAUGAAGGACAGCGGCGGCCUGGACGACGUGAAUUGCGACGUGUCUUUCGCAUUCUUCUGCGAAAUACCCAUGACUUACAUUAUUCACUGAUUCUUCGAGUUCCCCGACGUAUAUACUAGCAGUAGUAGUGGUAGUAUAGCGACAAAGUACUUUCUGUGCCAUUCUCUUCUUACUUUUUUGUACUUUUAUUUUUACUAAAAUCAUCUAUACCAAAUAAUAUGUAAUAUUGUAAAUGUGUAACUAUAUAAUCACUUGUAGUACGUUUGACUGAACUUUAUAAUUUUUAUACAUUUUUUUCUAUGGAAAAUAAAAUUUCGUAAAAAUGCGAAUCAAGCGAGAGAUCGUACAACUUA